Molecule: messenger RNA, 515 nt
Organism: Triticum aestivum (bread wheat)
Lineage: Eukaryota; Viridiplantae; Streptophyta; Magnoliopsida; Poales; Poaceae
Product: cytochrome c biogenesis CcmF C-terminal-like mitochondrial protein
Exons: 3
Coding region: 1-423 (140 amino acids)
Biological process (GO): cytochrome complex assembly
Source: RefSeq, a predicted model, not a curated record
AUGGCAAUAGUUGGCAUGGAUGUGAGUACACCAUACACCAUAUUCAGAGUUGAAUCAUUGAAAAACUUCUCUGGAGAAGCUCAAAUCGAGCGGAUAGAGCAGAUGGUCCAACUACAGAACUUCUUCUUUUUCAUUACUUCCAUGGUCGUGCCCCGUGGCACGGCAGCACCCGUACUAUUGAAAUGGUUCGUCAGUAGAGAUGUUCCCACUGGUGCCUCUUCUUCCAAUGGUACUAUAAUUCCUAUUCCUAUCCCUUUAUUCCCUUUUUUGGUCUAUCUACAUUUAAGGAAAUUCAUACGCUCCAUGGACAGAGCAAAAAGUGGAGUGUUGCACGCGAUAGGUCAGCGAAGCGUGAGCGGGCGCUCCGAAGUAAAGGCCAAACACUUCGGCCUAAGGGGAAUGAGCAACAAAAUGACAAGAUGAGGUGCCCCGGGCACCCCCAUAUAGAAAGAAGGGUCGAAGGUUUUGGGCCUGUAGCUUUCCCCGCCCCCCCCCCUCGUCGAGUGGUGCUUGUU